Messenger RNA from Sorghum bicolor (sorghum), 1875 nucleotides. Its product is annotated as protein tas. The record is from RefSeq and is a predicted model, not a curated record. The transcript has 9 exons. Bases 402 to 1607 code for a protein of 401 amino acids. Lineage: Eukaryota; Viridiplantae; Streptophyta; Magnoliopsida; Poales; Poaceae. Gene Ontology annotation, molecular function: oxidoreductase activity.
GCGGCGGCAUCGUCGGAGGAGAGCCUCGCGCUCAUGGCGGCGCUGUCGCCGCCGCCGCCGCCCAGCUCCAUCGAGAGAGGGGACGGGAUGGACCCCCACCGCAAGCAGCAAGCAACAAGUGAUGGGCUGGGCCUUGACUGGCCGCCGUUUCGGCACCCACCCACCAGUGUUGGGCUGUUUGCAUAUCGGCCACCCAUCAGCGACGUGCGUGCGUGCCCCGUGGCGGCGGGUUGGCCACCUCAUCCGCCUCGUCGGCUUCGGAAAGGCAUCGCCGCGGCCGGCGCCUCCUCCACUCGCCUCCCUCUACUCCAGCAAUUCCAUCUCGCUAGCCGCGCUUCUCCUGUUCGCCGGUUGGGUUCGGCGGGAGGCCGUGAAACGGGAAUUUCAUCAGUGUGCAACAAAUGGCCAUGCCGUCGUUCGCCGUAACCUCCCCUCCAUCGCAUGGUGGUACCUUAUCAGCGCUCCAUGCUCGUCAUCCUCAAAGAUUGCAUAAGAGGAAAGUUCACAGCCAAGUCAAGGCAGUGGCGCAAACACAGCUGCAGUACCAGAAACUUGGAGAUUCAGACCUCCUUAUCAGUGAGGUCACUCUUGGAACGAUGACUUUUGGCGAGCAAAACACAGAGAAGGAAGCACAUGAUAUUAUCGCUUAUUCUUUCGAUCAAGGCAUCAAUAUCCUAGACACAGCAGAAAUUUACCCAGUUCCAGUCAACAAGGAAACUCAAGGGAGAACUGAUCUUUAUAUUGGCAGGUGGAUGCAAUCAAAGCCACGAGACAAGAUAAUUUUGGCCACAAAAGUUGCUGGUUAUUCAGAGCGAUCUGCAUUUCUUCGUGACAACGCAGAAGUGGUGCGUGUUGAUGCUGCCAAUAUCAAAGAAAGUGUUGAAAAGAGCCUUAAACGCUUGUCUACAGAUUACAUUGAUUUGCUUCAGAUACACUGGCCAGAUAGAUAUGUGGCACUAUUUGGUGAAUUUAGUUAUAAUCCAACAAAAUGGAGGCCAAGCAUCCCUUUUGAGGAACAAUUGAAGGCUUUCCAGGAGCUGAUUGAUGAAGGAAAGGUUCGCUAUCUCGGUGUUUCGAAUGAGACCUCAUAUGGAGUAAUGGAGUUUGUACAUGCUGCAAAGACUCAAGGCCUUCCAAAGAUCGUGAGCAUCCAGAACAGUUAUAGUCUACUUGUGAGAUGCCGCUUUGAAGUUGAUCUUGUUGAAGUUUGCCACCCGAAUAACUGCAAUGUUGGACUGCUUGCGUACUCCCCAUUGGCUGGUGGGGUUCUCACUGGGAAGUAUCUUGAUGUUAACACUGACAUCUCAAAGAGUAGGCUAAAUCUCUUCCCUGGAUACAUGGCACGCUACAAUGCUUCUUUGGCUAAAGAAGCAACAUUAGAAUAUGUAAAGCUUGCCAAGAAGCAUGGGCUAACUCCAGUCCAGCUUGCCCUUGGCUUUGUGCGUGACCGUCCAUUCACUGCUAGCUCCAUCAUUGGAGCAACCACCAUGGACCAGUUGAAGGAGAACAUCGACGCGUUUACCAGCACUCCACGGCCCCUACCACAAGAAGUUCUUGACGGCAUUGAGGAUCUUUUCAAGAGAUAUAAAGAUCCGGCAAUCCUCUAGGUGUUCAUUCACCAUUCCUCUAGGUGUUCACUUGCCAUUUUGACAAAGAGAAACAGCAAUCCUCAGACAAAACAUAGACCCAGCAAACAUAUUACAACUUAUGAUCAUACCAUUUUUUUUUCAUGCUGAUACAAUUAUUGCUUUGAUCUUCCAUUGGCUCUACAGAUAAUACCAGCAGAAUUGUUUUUUUUUCCUUUUGUUGUAUAAGUAGAAUGUAGGUUUUACACUUCAUACAAUUAUAAAGUGAAUCCAAAAGAAGACAUUCUUU